AUGAACAGUAACAUUGUCACGUUAGUCUUCCCUGAGGGUUAUGGUCAAGGUUUACUCGAGUUCGAGUUGGUUGUUGAUGAUUCAAAUUACGAGGAUUUCAAAAACUUGAGAGAAAUCACUUUUGGCAUUAAUUCAUUCCCUAAUGUCAAAGAGGCUGCUAUCGAUGUAUCAAGGCUGGACUCGAUUUCUAUUAUUUUUAAAACUGGUUCUUUCUCGGAGUUGGAAAACGGUGGUAGACGGCUUGUUAGUGGUAGACGUCUUGCUGGUGGAUCACUUGUUAUCAAGUUGCCAGGAAAUGCGACUGUUGUGUUUGAAAAGGAUUCUGGAAAGAACUUUGAUACGGUAGUUGUUGGUGGUAAGGACAUCGAUUGGACAGUGGAAGAUGGCGCCCUGUCUGGAGUAACUAAUGUUGAAUAUGCGGAUGAGAACAGCAAAGGCAGUGCUGAAGAUCUUGCAAACAAGAUCGAUAAUGCUAAUAAUGAUCAGGGAAAACCUACUGUGGAACCCUCUAUUCCUACUACUGAACCGCCUACUACUGAGGCUCCCACUGAGGUUCCUACUACUGAGGCUCCUACUGAGGUUCCUACUACUGAGGCUCCCACUACUGAGGUUCCUACUGAGGUUCCUACUGAGGUUCCUACCACUCAAGCUCCUACUGAGGUUCCUACUACUGAGGUUCCUACUGAGGCUCCUACUACUGAGGUUCCUACUACUGAAGCUCCUACUUUGGCUGGAACCUAUACUAUUGAUGAUGCAAAAUUUCUUUAUGAUAUUCCUGAAGGAACUCUUUAUGUGGAGUAUGCUGAGCACUUAUGCCCUGAAUGUGAAUCAUUUUACUUAACUUGUGAUAACCUGAAUGAAAACUGGCGUGAGGUGAAAGUUAUUACCUUCGGAAAAUAUUCAUUCCCGAAUGCCAAUACUCUUUUUAUUGAUUUAGAGGAUGGUUGUGUGUCUAAUAUAGAGAGUGUUGUCGUUAAACAAGGAGCGUUCUCUGGAAUAUAUGAUUCAAGACGACUUGUUAGCGGUAGACGUCUUGCUGGUGGAUCACUUGUUAUCAAGUUGCCAGGAGAUGCGACUGUUGUGUUCGAAGAGGAUUCUGGAAAGAACUUUGAUACGGUAGUUGUUGGUGGUACGAAUACCACAUUUGAGGUGGGAAAUGGUUCUUUGUCUGGAGUAACUAAUGUUGAAUAUGAGGAUGAGAACAGCAAAGGCAGUGCUGAAGAUCUUGCAAACAAGAUCGAUAAUGCAAAUCCAGGGCAGGAAAAACCUACUGUAGCACCCUCUAUUCCUACUACUGAGCCGCCUACUACUGAAGCUCCCACUACUGAAGCUCCCACUACUGAGGCUCCUACUGAGGCUCCCACCACUCAAACUCCUACUACUCUUCCUCCCACUGAGGUUCCGACUACCGAGGUUCCUACUACUGAGGUUCCGACUACUGAAGCUCCUACUACUGAAGCCCCUACUACUCUUCCUCCCACUGAGGCUCCUACUGAGGCUCCCACUACUCUUCCUCCCACUGAGGCUCCCACUACUCUUCCUCCCACUGAGGCUCCCACUACUGAGGUUCCCACUACCGAGGUUCCCACUACUGAGGUUCCCACUACUGAAGCUCCUACUACUGAAGCUCCUACUACUCUUCCUCCCACUGAGGCUCCCACGACUUUGCCUCCCACUACUCUUCCUCCCACUGAGGCUCCCACUACUGAGGUUCCCACUACCGAGGUUCCCACUACUGAAGCUCCUACUGUUUUGCCUACCGAAGAACCUACUGAGGCUCCCACUACGGCUGCCCCCACUACUGCUGCUCCUACUGUGGGCCCUACGCCAUACAGUUGUGAGGAGGGAACCGUAUUAGUGAGUGCUUCUUUGGUAUCCAGUGGAGACAAUACCGAAAUUUCCAGCGAUGCACGAGUCACUUUCUUCUAUUCUGUGGAUGAAUCGGAGACUGAUAUUAUUCUUGACUCGUUAACACCUUAUAAUUGGAAGUGUAUUGAGAGCAAGCUCCUGACCUUGGUCGUUGAGGGUGAUUUGAGUAACUACAAACUUAAGAUCACUUCUUCUUCCACACCCGAAGAAGAGCUUGACUUGAAUACAUACAACAACAACAAUUAUUAUCAUCCUUCUGUGGGCUUCAUUCAGGAAACUACGAUGAUUUCAUGUGAACUUCCUACUGAUGUAAAAGCGGAGGUGAGAGUACUGAAAAUUACUAGUGGCGCUUGCAGCCAUCCUGGUAGUUUGGAUGAAUCCUUCAAUCCUCAUUUCGAUGGUACACCUAUUGAUUUCAGUGAAUUUACCAAUUUGAUUUAUCUGAAUGUUGAGGAUGACAAUCAGUUCCAGGCCCAGAAUGAGUUUGAGCUCACAGGUCUUAAUCAACUUGAAGGUGUGAAAAUUGGACAGAACUGCUUCAAUUAUCAGAAGUCUACGACUCCUAAAAAGAGAUAUAAUAAGCGAGUGUUCUCUAUUACUAAUUGCCCCAAACUUACUGAGAUUAGCAUUGGUAAUUACAGUUUUUCGGAUUUCAGUGGCGGUUUCACGCUGAACAGUCUGCCCUCUUUGGUAAAUCUGUAUAUUGGUCAGCUCGGAAAGCCUUCUUUCAACUUCUAUCGUGCAAGUAAUUUCCGUUUGCAAUAUUUGGUUUCUCUGCAGUAUGUGGAGUUAGGUAACCAGGCAUUCCGAAUGGCGACCGAUGUCGUCUUCGAGAGCCUUUCUCAGUUACAGACUGUUGAUCUUUCUGCCAAUGCUUUGCGUGGUCAAGCUGUUACUGCGAGCACAUCUGUUAAUUUGAAAUUAGUUUCUCUGCCCAAACUCACCAUUUUCAGAUGCAGACUUAACAACUUCGUUACGACUACAAAUGUCUUCUUAUAUGGUAUACCUAAGGCAUCGUUGAAAAUUGUCAAUCAGGCGGAAACAAAUCAGUCAUUCAUGGAUGCUUCCGAGGUUAGUGGCGAGUUCUCAGAAAACCCGGCUUUUGUAGAGGUUAUCCAGAAUCGGUACAAUAGCUUCCAUCCAACUGAAGCUUCUUCUCCGUAAUAAUUGAAACAGGACCGAAGUUCCAUUUGU
Messenger RNA from Blastocystis hominis, 3063 nucleotides. RefSeq lists its product as hypothetical. The transcript has 6 exons. The record is from RefSeq and is a predicted model, not a curated record. Bases 1 to 3033 code for a protein of 1010 amino acids. NCBI's taxonomy places the organism in Eukaryota, Bigyra, Opalinata, Blastocystidae.